CGCGGGUGUCGGCACCAGAGGCAACAGCUGCAGCAGCCGCGCCGCCCCCUCGCCCGCGGCUCCCGGGGUGAGCCCUAGCACGGCCGGCAGCUCGCGGCGCGGCAGCCCCAGGAGACGAGAAAGUUCCCGGCCGGAGCGCAGAGAUGCCGGGCAGCGACACGGCGCUCACCGUGGACCGGACCUACUCGGACCCCGGCCGGCACCACCGCUGCAAAAGUCGGGUAGAACGUCAUGACAUGAAUACCUUAAGCCUGCCCCUGAACAUACGCCGGGGGGGGUCAGACACCAACCUCAACUUUGAUGUACCAGAUGGCGUCCUGGACUUCCACAAGGUCAAACUCACUGCAGACAGCCUGAAGCAAAAAAUUCUAAAGGUAACAGAGCAGAUAAAAAUUGAGCAAACAUCGCGCGAUGGGAACGUUGCAGAGUAUCUGAAACUAGUGAACAGCGCGGACAAGCAGCAGGCGGGACGUAUCAAGCAAGUCUUUGAGAAGAAGAAUCAGAAAUCAGCUCACUCCAUCGCCCAGCUGCAGAAGAAGUUAGAGCAGUAUCAUCGAAAGCUCAGAGAGAUCGAGCAGAAUGGAGCCUCCAGGAGCUCCAAGGACAUUUCCAAAGACCACCUGAAGGAUAUACAUCGCUCUUUGAAAGAUGCCCACGUGAAAUCUCGAACUGCCCCCCAUUGCAUGGAGAGCAGCAAAUCGGGCAUGCCAGGGGUCUCGCUCACUCCACCUGUGUUUGUUUUCAAUAAGUCCAGAGAGUUUGCCAACCUGAUCCGGAAUAAAUUUGGCAGCGCCGACAACAUUGCUCACUUGAAAAAUUCCUUAGAUGAGUUUAGGCCAGAGGCGAGUGCCAGGGCCUACGGGGGCAGCGCUACCAUCGUGAACAAACCCAAGUAUGGCAGUGAUGAUGAAUGUUCGAGCGGCACGUCAGGCUCGGCCGACAGUAACGGAAACCAGUCGUUCGGGGCUGGUGGAGCCAGCACGCUGGACAGCCAGGGGAAGCUCGCCGUGAUCCUGGAGGAACUGAGGGAGAUCAAGGAUACCCAAGCUCAACUGGCUGAGGACAUCGAGGCGCUGAAGGUGCAGUUUAAGAGAGAAUAUGGUUUUAUUUCCCAGACGCUGCAAGAGGAAAGAUACAGGUAUGAGCGACUGGAGGACCAGCUGCAUGACCUGACGGACCUGCAUCAGCAUGAGACGGCCAACCUGAAGCAGGAGCUGGCCAGCAUUGAGGAGAAGGUGGCCUACCAGGCCUACGAGCGCUCACGGGACAUCCAGGAAGCCUUGGAAUCCUGCCAGACCCGCAUUUCUAAGCUGGAGCUCCACCAGCAAGAGCAGCAAGCUCUGCAGACAGACACGGUGAAUGCUAAAGUUCUCCUGGGGAAGUGCAUCAACGUGAUCCUGGCCUUCAUGACUGUCAUCUUAGUGUGUGUGUCCACCAUCGCGAAGUUCGUCUCGCCCAUGAUGAAGAGCCGCUGCCACAUUCUUGGCACCUUCUUUGCCGUGACUCUUCUUGCUAUAUUUUGUAAAAACUGGGACCAUAUCCUGUGUGCCAUAGAAAGGGUAAUAAUACCAAGAUGAAGCUGCUGGUUCCUGCCUUCAAGUUCUUUCAAGUUUUUUUUUUUUAAGGAAACUCUGUGCAUACUACCGAAUUUUACAAUGAAUGAUUGCGCGGACUCGUGUGCAAGAAAAACUAGGGCUGUGUGGUGUAAAUAACUACAGUUCUCUUAACUCGGUAGCAGUUGCCAACUCAGUCCUUGUACUUCGUUAACACGAAUCUAUGUCAGAGCUCUCCUACCUUGCUCACUGCCUUAAUCAGACCGAUUUCCUGCCCACCUGACUGGCCCAGCGUGGUAAACCUCUGUAUAUUGAGACCUUGGCGUAAUUGGUGAUCCAGAAGAAAGAGGUCUCUCUCCUAAGUCUCUGUCAGAAUUGAGCUUCACAAUUGCUAAUGGUUGUUUUCUGUGAGUCCUAUAAAAAGCAAGGAUAUGCAUGAUUCAGGGAAUGAAGAACCACAGGCUUGGGCAGUGUUAAACACUGUGGCCUUUGGUCCUCGUGUGAUCCACCCUGCUUGUCUCCAGGCAACCAUAGGUCCCGUCAUGUACUCAGUGUCCACAGUGGUCAGUCGUUUGUGACCCUGUAAGAUGGAAAUCUUAUCACACACCUGUUAUCCAACAAGUCUACCUGAGGGGUUUUGUUACACUUUAAAUGGUAAGACAUAGGGAUUUAUGAAUGGAGCUUUCCCCUUCUCAUACGCAGGCAACCAACACCUGAUUUUAUCUGAACUGGCUAGCAAAUGCCCAGCCUUCAGAGUGUGCAGGAAUGUUUUCAGAUCCCUCAUCAGACUGUGACUUUAACAUUAAUUUGGAAUCCUGUGAGCACUACUCUGAAGGUUUGUGUUUUGGCAAAUCUUUUUUUUUUUUUUUUUUUUUUUUUUUGAGACAGUGUUCUGCUAAAUAUUGCCCAGGCUGCUUGCAAACUCCUUGCCUCAAGGGAUCCUCCCACCUCAGCCUCCUGAGCAGCCAGGACUGCAGGCACAGGCCACCAUGCCUGGCUGUUUUUUGGCAAAUCUUGAUUGUGAUAAGCCCCCCUGGAGGAUAUGGUUCACUUUAUGUGAUUCAUUUUAUUCACAAGUCUGUGAGGGACUGCAAAGCUUACUCAGGACAUGAAAACAAAUGAUGGUCAUGUUGCAGUUUUUUCCUUGAAGGACGACGGAAUCGUAGCCUCUAAAGUUAAAGUGGACUGAGGUGUCAGAACACUGAAAGCAUGAGGAAACGAGGACAUGGGGUGUGACUGAAUGGCGGCUAGAUUCGUGGGGGCAAUUUACCUGGAUGAAGACUGAGAGUGUCCUUUUCAGGAUGUGAAAAGCUAGCAAGAGUAAAAUAAAUAAGUCCAGCGUUUGAGCCAAGGUUGCCCCCGUCUCUUAACAUCUUACUGAACCUAAGUCCUGAGGUACUAGGAUGGCCACACUGCCUCUGAGCUGAAAGCAUUCAAAAGUUCACAUCCCUGUUUGGGGGAUACCGUUCACCACCUUCAGCCCAGAUGAUACUUUCCUUUAAAUCUGUGUCUCUGUGUACAUAACAAAGAGGAAGAUGUAAACAACGUUCAUGGGAACUGCUGUUGAGCCCCUUGUCCCACCACUCGCACCAGCUGCUGCAGGCAGGAAGGCAUGUGAGUGCACAUUUUCUUCCAGAAGACAUCAGGUCUCCUGGAUUCAAAUUAAGGGCAAUAUUUUGCGAACAGCUCUUCUUAGGGAAAUCUCCUGAAGGAAAAAAAUGUGACAGAAUGUGCCAUAGUCUGAGAGAAUGGAAUAAUUGAGCAUUUAGUACAAAGUCCAGUGUAUAUGAGUUGAACUUAGGCAGCUCAAGCUUGCUUUUUUUUUUUUAAGUGUGCAAUUCAGUGGUUUUAGUAAAUUCACAAACUUGUUCAACCAUCACCACUGUCUAAUUCCAGACUCAUGCUUUUUUAAACAAUAAAUGUCAUUUCAUGAAAUCUUUGGUGAUAAAGUAUUUUGGAUUCAGGGAAGAGGGAAUUACCAGUCCCACCCCCAUCUCAUGGCUGUCUCUCCUUUCAUUGUCAGACUCCCCCUGGUCUCCCACGUUGAUGUGUAUACACUGAUCGUUCAAGUCCAGGGGACAGAUAAGGAGUCCAAGUGCAAGGCAGGGAGGCAGAGAGAAUGUUGUGCUUCCUUCAGCUUUUGUAUUUCAAUGGCCAGCAUUACCCUUUACCUGUGGGCAUCAGACUCAGCAUGGGCUGAGAGCUAAGUGUAACUUACACUCCUAAAUGAAGCUGGGGCCUGGGUGGGUCCCUCUUGGUAUCUGUGAAUCUUUCCAAGCACCACUUUGGACACACCAGGGAUUGAGUGCUGCUGUUAGUUUAGAGAAUGAGAGAUUUCUAACCCUUAGGUGAAGGGCUCUGGGAUGGUCCAAGAAGAUGUAGGCCUCAUUCUCACACUAGCCCACACCAUUCCAGUGCUCAGCCUAGCAAAUGUGCUUUAAUGCACACUUCUCAGACCUGUGAUCCAUGUAUCUUCUCCCCAGUGACAGAAGUAGAGAAGAGAAUGAAAAGCAGCACACUCUGUCCUCUCUAGUCUGGAGCUGUUAACAGAACCUGCUAGAAACUAGCUUUAUUCUAACAUACUGUAGGGUCUAAAUCCUCCUACCUGGAUCAUGAAUUCCUUUUAAAGAGUUCAUAUUUUCAUUGACUUUCACUAAAUGUCAAAUAACCUUGUUUUCACUUCGAUAGGCUCAACCUACCUGGCAUAUUUAUUUCACAGUCUUGUUGAAAGUUCAUGAAACUUUGUACUUUUUAAUAAGAUGAUACACUGGAAAGAAACUUAAUCUCUGCAGUUUAUUCUCUCUUAAGGAAUAAAUACUCCCACUGUUUUCUUUAAUGCGUAAGGAGAUUAAAUGACAUUUUAGAAAUAUUACAAUUAAAAAUAAUGAUAUAGCU
This is a messenger RNA of Rhinopithecus roxellana (golden snub-nosed monkey), 4448 nucleotides long. It is a transcript of the gene TMCC3, whose product is annotated as transmembrane and coiled-coil domain family 3. The record is from RefSeq and is a predicted model, not a curated record. Lineage: Eukaryota; Metazoa; Chordata; Mammalia; Primates; Cercopithecidae. Gene Ontology annotation, cellular component: endomembrane system. The coding region runs from base 144 to 1577 and encodes 477 amino acids. The transcript has 4 exons.